AUGUUUCUGGACUUUGAAGCCGCUUUCGACUCUCCUCAUCAAAGCCGUCUUCUUGAAGUGCUUUGCUGCAAUGGAGUACCAGGAAAGUUCGUUCGCUUUCUUUAUGACAUGAUUCAACGAACAACAGCUGCAGUUCGAACCCCAGCCAGAUGUAAAACACCGUUUGAGAUGAUAACUGGAAAAACACAAAAGGUAGUGGCAGGACCCAUCUUGUUCAAUUUCAACAUCGAACAUUAUGUGAUGGUGAAAUUGAACAAAAUAGGCCCUGCGAUUAUGCGAAGAACAUACGUUGACAUUGCUGUUAUAUUUCGGAAAAGCAGUACAAUCAACCUUGUAUCAAAGAUGGCUGCAGCCUACGGACCACGUCUACGCCCAGAUAAAUGGAAACAGAUAUGGGUCUCUUCGAGACCUCGAACCCCGGGAAUCAGGGUGGACGGACAACGGACUGAACUCGUUGAUGAGUUCUGUUACCUGGGCUGUACGCCGAAGAAUAAUGGCAGCUACGAGAACGAUGUUCAGCAAAGAUGCGCUAAGGUUAUUUCUGCACUUAAAUCCUUAACGAAACCCCUUUGGUCAACCCCUCUUACCAACGAAGUCAAGCUGCGAGUUUACCUAUCCACAAUUCGCUCAAUCAGUAUUUAUGGAUCAAAGACUUGGGCAGCACCAUCUACGGUCAUGGAGAGGCUUGAUUGCACGGAACGAAAACUGCUUAGAGGGCUUCUUGGCUACUUUUGGCCUAGGGUAUGCCUAAAUGAAGAUCUUUACGCAGAAACUGAUGUGGUAUAA
Molecule: messenger RNA, 786 nt
Organism: Necator americanus (New World hookworm)
Lineage: Eukaryota; Metazoa; Nematoda; Chromadorea; Rhabditida; Ancylostomatidae
Exons: 2
Coding region: 1-786 (261 amino acids)
Source: RefSeq, a predicted model, not a curated record